AUGGCUAGAGCAAUGAUUGGAACCCAUAAUGGCAAUUUUCACUGCGAUGAAGUCUUGGCAAUUGCAAUGCUUAUGCAACUCUUAGAGUACAGGAAUGCUCGAAUCAUGCGCUGUCGUGAUAUGCAACAGUUGGCCACUUGCAAUAUCCUCGUUGAUGUGGGUGGAUCAUUUGACCUUACUAUAAAAGACUUUUAUCCUAAUCUGGAACCGGCGGUGAAACUCAGCAGUGCGGGUCUCAUUUAUGCGCAUUUUGGUAAAAGAGUAAUCACCGAGAUUGCUGGGAGGCUGAAUUCUGAUGAGGCAUUGGAGGCUGUAUUUAAACGGCAAUACUUCUCCAAAGCGCUAGCUCUGGCUUCUACCGAAUUGGUAACAAAUGUCAGGCAAUUAGUGGAGGAUUGGCUGCCGGCUAGAAUCAUUGUGAAGAAUGGCCUAAUAUCUCGAUUUUCUUUCCAUCCCUCUGGAAUGAUUGCACAAUUAAUUAGGUCAGGCUGUCCCUGGAUGGAACAUAUAUUUGACCUGGAAAAGGAAGAACGGAUUACCACGCAGGCUAGAGGCCCCCGCCCUUUUAGUGGGCGACCUGUAUUCGUUGUCACAUCUGGCGCUAGGAUGUCCUCCGUCAUCGCUGUCCAAAUCAACGAAGAUGACGAAUUCUCAAAGCGGGUUUAUUUUCCGGAGUCCUGGGCUGGCAAACGCGAUCGCGAACUGGAUCAGGCCGUCGGUAUCAAUGGCUGCGUUUUUGUCCACACCGAUCGCUUCCUAACCGCACACAAGACCCUGGCUGGAAGCCUCAAAAUGGCCGUACUCGCCCUUAAGGCUGCUGGUUACUUGUAA
This is a messenger RNA of Dibothriocephalus latus, 831 nucleotides long. NCBI's taxonomy places the organism in Eukaryota, Metazoa, Platyhelminthes, Cestoda, Diphyllobothriidea, Diphyllobothriidae. The record is from the annotation of a GenBank genome assembly.